Molecule: messenger RNA, 3185 nt
Organism: Anneissia japonica
Lineage: Eukaryota; Metazoa; Echinodermata; Crinoidea; Comatulida; Comatulidae
Exons: 7
Coding region: 92-814 (240 amino acids)
Biological process (GO): neuron projection development
Cellular component (GO): plasma membrane
Source: RefSeq, a predicted model, not a curated record
UCUCUGCACAACCGCGUCUCUACACUCGUCUUACCAUUACCUGUUGGUACCCGGAUUCAUUGCGCAGACUAUAUACGUAACCAACAGAAAGAUGGGAGUUGAUUGCGGUCGUUUUUGCCUGUGCCUGCGGAGAAUCCCGUACCUGUCGUUGCUAGCCGGAGUUAUUUUUGUAGCUGCGUCUAUUUUACUGGGAAUUAAAAUCCAGAAUGCGGCGGACGUUUAUCAAAAGAAGUUCAAUAUUUCGGACACAAGACUUACAGAAGAUGAGAGUAAAAUCAUUGAUUAUAUCGAAAAAGGAACACUCUACCUGAUCAUCGUGACGGCCGUGUUUGUUGCAAUUGGUAUUGUUGUCGCUUUCUUGGAGACUGGUCCGACACGACUUAAGUACUGCAUCGGCAAGUGGAAGAAAUGCUGUGGACUAUUCUGGACCGAUGUGUUGAUUGGUGCCACAUUUCUAAUGUUCUUGAUAUGGCUUGUCGUAGCUGCAACCGCUACCUUUGCCGCCGCUGCCGUCUUGAUGCUCAAACUCUACUGUGACGACAACAAAAACAUCAUCAACAUUGAUCUAAACGUGUAUGGUCCGGUGAUGGGGUUCGCCCAAGACACUGACCCCACAGAUGGUACCAGACUUUGCAAAUCGGCGAUUGAUCUCUGGAACGACAACCUGAUGUGUGGCUUAUGCAGUACAUACGCUAUCGUUAUCGCGCACGUGCUUUUCUUGGCAAGUCACGUGGCCAACCAUAGCUACCUGAAACUAAUGACGCCGACAGAGACGCUAGAGGGGUUAGAUGGAACUGCUAUGUCUAAAAUGUAAAUAGAGCCUAGAUGUCACUUUGACGCUACUUCCAAUGCGUAUUUGCAAAAAAAAGCCUCUUCUAUCGCAAGGUUUCGCGACGGCUUAUUUCGCAAAAUAUUGUGGCAUAAGGCUUCUUAUAUUGCAAUAUGUAUCGCAACAUAAGGCGUCUUAUAUCGCAACGUAUCGUGACAUAAGUUCUCUUAUAUCGCAAGGCAUCAGUAUAUCGACAAGGCCUCUAAAAUCGCAAUGUAUCGUGAAGAGCAAGGUAUCGUGGCAUAAUACUCUUCUAUAUCGCGACAUAAGGGGUCUUAUGUCACAAGAUCAUGACACAAGUCCACUUAUUUCACAAUGUAUCGCCUCAUAGGGCUUUUUCUAUCGCUGAAGCGCAGAAGUAUCGCGACAUAAGACCUCUUCUACUACUGUCCACGUUUAUUGUUUCUUUUUUUGGUGUACGUGUAAAUAUUGUUCGUCAAUUAACACAAGCGUGGGCCAUUUUUUGCACAGUUAUUUGCUAAUCUAUGAGAUGUGUUGUGUUUAUACUAUUUUGAAACAUCCGAUAGUAAUGGUUUUUUGUGAUCUUGGAAAAAGUAGAGCCACGGGACCAACCAACAUAUGUUUGGCUGGGAUUAUUCAAAAACAAGCUUGGACAUUUCAGGCACCUUACCUUCAACAGGCCUAAUAAUAAAAAUAAUAGUAACUUACGGUCUUAUAAUGUGACACAAACAUUGGUUUUUUGGUAUGGAACGCCAAAAGGGCAAUCGACUGUGUUUGAAAGUUUCCAUUUUGGCGUCCCAUACUUUAGGAAGAUUAAUUGACAAGAAUGGCCAUUAGUGAUAUAAGAGGAUCACUCUUAAGUAUUUGGUAUUUUUACUACUUAUGUCACUCAAACGAGUUAAGGUUCAGCCUUUCAAAUAGAUGCGUUCACACUAAGGACUUUUAUCUGUACACAUAAAGUCCUUGUUCACACUGCGAAGAAUAACGCACACUCCUAACAAGUAGACUAAUAACACUUUCUUAUUGUCGUUCUUGUGACGAAGUAAUAGAAUUAUGACAAUACAUAUAUAUAUACAUAUGUAUAGAUAUGUAUAUGUAUAUGCAGGUUUUUGACUAUUAAUUAGCAUUUUAAAUGUUUUAGAUUUUUACAUUUCUGAAAUUUUGAUAUUUUGAUUUUUUAAAUUCACAUUAACAAUACCGGUACUACAGAAUUUAAUUGAAAUUUUGAGCUUUACACAUACGCAAUGACGGAUUUCUAGCUGUUUGAAAUGCAACCAUUAAUUAUAGCGUUUGUCGUAGAGUCGUGAGACAGCAAUUGCACUCGAUGUCGAUAUAAAGAUCUGCAUAAGCAAACAAACCUGCACUGCAAGGCAGAUUUCAUGAUUCUCAUGAUUAUGUGUUUCCAUCUCAACUCAAUCACAAACACAAUCGAACAAAGAAAAAUCUACACCGGGCAAUUAAGUACAAUUCUUACUGUUCCUUACCAAUUUGCAGAUCAUAACAGACGGCAUAGUGCGCCAUAGUUAAUUGCAGUUUCUGUGCGUGUCAGCACGCACCGUCACGCGGUACUAUGUAUCUUCACUAUGAUGAAUCGGGUUACAAACCGUGUGCAUCAUUUUUAAUUGUAAUAAUUAUAUAAAUAUUGUGCCAUAGAAUAAGAAAAAAUAUUAAACGUUAAAAAUAUAAUGUUAGUACGUAACAUACGUAAAUUAGUAUUCCUUCAUAACAAAUUUAUUUCAAACGUAGGAAUUAUACAGAGAAUUAACUAAGCGUCAACCAUACUAAUAAUCUCAGAGGAGUUUAUGUUAAUUUAAAGAAUAUAUGAACAAUUUAUAUGGAACGGUAAAAUACAGAUUAAUUCAAUGUUAUUUCAAACCAAAGUUGUUGACUUUAAGUAACAUAUUAUCAUGAUCUGACGCCGAAAUCCCCUUCAAAAUCCCCAACAAGAAAGCAUGUCCUAAAUAAUUAGGAAAGAAAACAGCUAGCUACAGUACAAAAUGUUAAUACAAAUUUUAAAAUAUAACAAUUCUAGUUGACUAAUUUUUUUAAUUGAUCUUUUUAAAAACAGAUUUUUAAAUUUUUUGAUACCUUUGGACUAUGCAUUUCGAUGUACGUUUUGGAAAUAUAAAACAUAAUGGGGUAAUUUUAUAUACUAUUUGGUAUCAAAUUUUAUAUUCAUCAAUAUAAAUUAAGAAAAAAAUAUAUACAUAGAUACUACCAGAAUGAGUACUAUAGAUUCUCUUACAGAAAACGUUCAGGUUGCCAAAAUAAAAAACGAAGAAAUAAAAAAAAAACAAAAAAAAAAAAAACCAAACAAAAAACAUUAACGUGUUUGUAAAUAUUUGAUAUGUCAUUAUGGAUGUAAUCUUAUUAAAACUAUCUAUUGUUCAAACAA